This is a messenger RNA of Drosophila erecta, 2286 nucleotides long. RefSeq lists its product as uncharacterized. The record is from RefSeq and is a predicted model, not a curated record. The transcript has a single exon. Lineage: Eukaryota; Metazoa; Arthropoda; Insecta; Diptera; Drosophilidae. Bases 41 to 2029 code for a protein of 662 amino acids.
CCUGUCAAAAUUCUUUAAUAAAGCCAUUCUAUCUCAAAACAUGCCACUACUUUUUCAAGGCCUAUCAAAAUCAACGCCUAAUCAAGAGCUUGCGUCUACGCAUAAAAUCUUAAGGCAGUCCGGCAAAUAUUUUAGCAGGACUAGAAUAAACGCUGGAUCAGAAAAAGUCUUAAGAAUCAUUAAAGAACCCCCGAAACCAGUGAAAGGAAAAUUAACACAUCUUGCCACACCUUUGGGUGAUCCUAAAGGGGGCCUGCACUUGCAAGAUACGAAGAUUCCGAAGUGGAGGAGCUUCAAGACUCACAUUAGCCAGCUUGCACGCAUGUAUACCCCUUACAAGCAGCAGUUGAAGUUAAAUUCAAAAUCAAAGAGAAUUGUCCCUAGAGUGAGGGGAAAGCAAUUUAGUGAGCGGAGGAAGAUUAAUAAUAAGAAAUUUUUUCCAAUUAAGUCAACUAAAACCAAAAAAUACAAGAUCAAACCGCUAACUAUUCGUCCGGUACCUACAGCAAGGUUACCUGUCUUAGGACUUAAACAGUUUCUUAAUGGACUAAUUAGCAGAUAUGUCUUUACUAAAAAACAGUCCAAAAAUCUUAAGAAAAGAAGUCAAUUUCAUCGAAAGCCUAAGAAAAUGUACAAGAGGGACAUCAUAAACAAAUCGAAACUCUUCAAAUUAUCCUUACAACAUCAAAAACAAAGGAGAAAUGAAAUCGAAAAUAAACUGAUUGAAGUGGUUCCAGUUCUGCGGGAGCUGGGUGAGUUUAAAGGUAUAAGAAAUCCUAAAAAGAUGACGAAAAAAAUGCACAGAACGAUUUUAAAGAAGUUAUCCCGAAGCGCCAUUAAUUUGCAAACCGAGUACAGAGAUCUAUUAAAGUACAAGUUUCAAAAAAGAGCAAUAAAACGCGAAAAACCAUCAUUUCCUGAACCAUCGAAGACACUAGCAAAGAGCAACAGAACAAAGGAAGUUAAGAUGACAAAAUCCCGGUACAAAGGAUUUCAUUUUAAGCUAGGCAAAGGACUAAAAGUCUACGAUUAUGGUUUCAAGCAUCUCAAGAGGGGGAAAGUUUCAAAACAAGACGCUAUCAAUGAUUCCAGAACACACUCACCAAGGGAGGCAGAAAUUAUUUCUAACCGCAAAGCCUUCCGUACUAUGGACAAGAAUCUGAGGACUUUCACUAGAGAAACUGCUACUAACAUAUUCCUUAACGUAAACAGACUCAGUGACAAGAAAAUUAGCUCAAAGUCAGAACUUUUAGAGCAACUAAAUCGAUUAGAGACUUUAAGACAUAUGAAGAGUGAACACUUUGAUUACUUUGAGGAAUCUGUUUCGCCGUUGGGCUAUGAGAUUUCUGAAAAAUUAAAUAGAACAUUUGCGUCGAUUAAAAGAAUAAAUCAGUCCAGGGCGAAUGCAGCACAGUUGAUUUCAGACGGCAGAGAUUCGCCCUUCGACUUCUUGACUUACGAUGAUUAUCAAGUAAAUGUUGUUCCCUUGGCCGAAGAGAAACUACAACCCCUUAAUCAUCGAAGAAAGAAACGCUCUAAAAGAUUUUUCGUUCCCCAAUCUGACGCAGGUACACAGACUGAAAACGAGUGUGAAAUUUGCAAUACUAUGCAAAAAUAUAAGAAAGAAAAAAUAUCACCUUUGGUUAUGGAAAUGGCAAUGAAAAGAAAUUUCUUGAAUCAACGACAAUAUUACAUGGAUAAUCUUAAGAACAGAAAAUGUAAAGCUCCAGAUGUUUCUGGAAAAAGGGAAUCGAUCUCCAAAACUAAAUCCAGUCAAAGCGAUUAUUACCCGCAACACAGAAAUGUGUGCGUUAACAAAGAUACCCAUUUUUAUUCUCGUUACCCCAAAAUCAUUUCCGAAACCUAUGAGAACCUUAAAUCUCCCCUCCGGUUUGAUAACUACACACAAGAAAUUUUUAGGGCUUACAAGGCACUCAAUGUGACAAAAAUACUAUCACGAUGUUAUCACACACUUUUUGAAGCCGAGCAACGAAUGAACGGAAUAUUUUCUAAUAUCUUUGAUACUUAACAGAACAUUUGUCGACCAUGAAGUAUGUGAAUCUUCUACAAAUGUACUAAAUCAAUGAAAAGCAGAAAUGAGCAUUUGACUGUAUAUAACGUAUUCGAGAUAACUAAUUAAAUAAGAAAUUAGCAUUCUCUUUGUUUGGAUAAACCAAUUGAAAAUGAGCUCUGUGUUUAAUUCGUAGAAGUGACAGGAGUGAACACAGAGUUCAUUUUAGAUGAAUUCAAGGAAAUGAACGCUUAUUUCUAUUAUAAUUUCACCUA